GACAGUGCGAGAUUACGUCACGCACAUCCCAGACGCUGCAGGAGGAGGCGAACAUGGAGGCCCAGAAGGAUGCGUUGCAUAGGAUUAUUACAACUCUGGCUACCAAGAACGAGGAGAUCCAGAACUUCAUGGAGUCUAUCAAGUUAGCUCUGCGUGGUCUGGAGGAGAACUCUGGCCGCGUUCUCACGGAGCUGGAGGAGGAGUUUGAGUCACUGUUCACGCUGCUCGCCGAGGUCAAGGCCAACAUGGCGGCCAAGAUCAAGCAGGAGCAGCUGUACAAGACGCACGAGCUGCAGGGUCAACUAGCAGCAUGUGUCAAGGCCCUGGAGGGGUCUGCAGAGCUCAUGGACUUUGCUAGUGAGACCCUGAACGUUGCUGACGAUGACAAGUUCUGUCAGGCUGCCAAGCAGAUCAAGGAUAGGGUGACGAUGGCGCCCGCCUUCCGUCUGUCCCUCAAGGCUAAAGUCUCGGACAGCAUGAAUCACCUGAUGGUGGACUUCUCCCCAGAGAGGGAUCGUCUCAAGGGUCUCACGUUUCUGCCUGUACCGGGCAUGCCAGAGUUUGACGUCCCCGGCUGUGUUGUGUUGGACAACUCGGUGAGGCUGAGGUGGCAGCCGCCCCAGCAGGACUCAGGCCAGGUUGAGCGCUUUGUGCUGCAGUUUGUCGCUGCGGAGCGGGCAGGGCCCCCCCCGCCCCGGGGGCCAAACCCCCCGGCCUGGACCACGGUGGAGGACCUCACGGAACUGGAGUACACGAUCACUGGGCUGGUGUUUGAGCAAAGCUACCUAACCGUGCGCGUGCGGGCCUGCAACAAGGCUGUGUGCGGGGACUUCUGCGAGCCGCUGUCGCUGCCCACGCCAGCGCUUAACUUUUCAUUGGAUGCUGCGAGCUCGCACUCGAACUUGCGCGUGGACAACCAGAGUGUUGAGUGGGACUCGACGGGCGGCAAGGCCCUCGAUGCCAAGGCUCACGAGGUCAAGAGUCAUGACCUCAAGAUAAAGGCCAAGGAGGGGAAGGGCCGUCCAGGGUCUGCGUCUGCCUCCCCUGCUGGCUCUCCGAUUAGGGGCAUCACUGCGUCACCCAAACGCCCGUCGUGCAGACCCUCACCCAGCCGCGCGAGCCGCGACCGCUUCUCAGGAGAGUCGUACACUGUAUUGGGGGAUUCGGCCAUCGACUGCGGCCAGCACUAUUGGGAGGUGGUAGUGUCACGGGAGAGCAAGGCCUACGGGGCCGGUGUGGCCAACCGAGGCCUGGGCCGCUUCGAGCAGCUGGGUCGCACGGCCGCAUCCUGGGCCUUGUACGUGAACACGUGGCUGCAGCUGAGCGUGGCCGCCAAACACAACAACAAAGCCCGCAGCCUGGAGGGCCCGGCCCCAACGCACAUCGGGAUCUACUGCGACUACGACAACGGGCUCGUGUCUUUUUAUAACGCCGAGUCUAAGCAGCUGCUGCACACAUUCCGUGUUCGCUUCUCUCAGCCCGUGCUGCCGGCCUUCUCCGUUUGGUGCGGCUCGCUGUCAGUCCGCACUGGGCUGCAGGUGCCCUCCCACGUCCAGUCGCUGCAGAAAAACCAAGACAACGGCAGUGGCAGUUCUACCUCCAGCCUCACCACCUGACCACAGCACGGGCCUCACUGCCCGCACGGCCGGCUGGCAGUGCUCCAGGCUGGCUCGAUGUGGUACUACUCGUCCAGCGAUGGCAUGGCCCCGCAAUGCUACCGAAUUGUGCGCUUCACACACACACAAUCGAUUCGUACCGAAGUAGUCACACACUCUACUCACUCGCUCUACUCACUCGCUCACCAACUUAGUCUCUUGCGAACCGCAUGGUCCACUAACUUUAAACGAGCACUCUCUUAUUAAACACGUCGAUUGAACAAGACGACCGCUUGACUCGUAACCGAAUCCAGAGCAACCGAAUGACGUUGGUCACGCAACCCCUGCGCCACAACAACCGUAGCGACUCGAGCUUGUGACAGCCGCGGACUUGCAACGUCGGAAAAUACGAGAAAGCGUCACCUGCAUGUGCCGACUGUGCCCACGGAGCUGUCCGGCCGGCCGAUGACCGCCGCCUCCGUCCAGACUCGCAGACGCGUCAACCCUGCGGCCAUGCCCUUCUUCGCUCCGGUUCUAGGAGGCGUCGUGCCCUUCAUACCCGAGUCUGACGGACGAUUUGUAUGUCUGCCAGCCUUCAAUGACUUAAACCUCCGGCCUACCUCCGAUGCCCGGGGCACGAUGCUGUGGGCAAUGCCUGGCAAUGUCACUGUUAAUCCUGAAGCGAUGGCUUCAUCUUAGCCUGCGUGGAUUUCAAAUAGCACACCGAGAAACAUGUAAAUACACACACACUCUCUGCGUAUGUAAAACCAUCCGUUCCUGAAGCACUAAAAAUAAAUUUGAUAAAGCUAUUGCGAUGGUCACCUAAGACUAGAGGACCACAAUGCAGUUCUUGAGGAACUGCUGAUGGUUUGUGCAUAAUGCACAGAGGCUGAGCAGUAUGUACAUAUGUCUGUGGUGUUGUCUGAAACUCGCAGUUUCCCGGCAGCCUGCACUAAUAUUCUGUUACGUUGGCUUUUUCUCGUGAUUUACAGAUCUGAUUGGCUUGCCGUAGGCCUCUUAUCUUUGCUCCUUAACUCAACAUAAUCAACGUAAAUGCAUGUGUGACACCUGUGUCGCUGGUAGCUUGCCGCAUCACAGCAUUACGCCGCUGUGUGUGUAACCGUGUCACACCGGUGUGCCGCUGUGUGUGUAUAAGGCUGCAGGUUUACUGUUUGGUCCAUUGUAUGGGCACCUUAAUUUCUGAUGAAGGCGAUGUCAAGUUUGCAUAAUGCGUCCGUCCAUAACCCAGUGAAUAUUAGAGCCGAUGGCUAAGACUGGCAUCGGAGUAGUCGCCACGGGUUCGGUGACCAGGGGGAAGAUCUAGGAACAGAUGGUGGGAGACUGUUAGGGCAAUUCUAUAGGUCGCUGUGCGAUUCUAUGGUUCCGUGUGAGUCUAUGUAAUGCUGUGGUUUUAGGAGAUGAGAUUUAACCAACAACCACUAAACCGAAAACUCUUUUCAGAAUCGGUUACCGGUUCCCAAAGUUAGAAACGGUGACCGACUUCAGUUAAACGUUAACGACUGUUCUGAAUGAAACUCACCGCGCUGUUUCAGCGACCACUCCGGGAGAUGGACUCAAACCGGUGACCUCUGGAUUACCAGUCCAGUGCUGCUGUGACUCCGCUGCGGCAGCUCCUGUCAAUUCUCAGUUUAAAACCAAUUGCUGUAGACAUUUCAAUCUGUGGCAAACCGGCAUUAACAGCUGUUUUACCAAUGUUAACCGGUUGUAACCCGGAAAUGAUACAAACCUGAUUUGAAGGGCAAUGGGAGCGAUCUGUGUAGUGUGGGUGGUGCCACGAUAUGCGGGGGUUCUCGGGGCACCCGUUGGGGGCUGGCGUGACCCCCGGUGGCAUUUGGCUGCAUUCCUAGAGGAGCCGCAGUUGAUCUUGCCAGCUAUGUUUGAAGCGAUUGCGAGACCGUGCGAUUUACAGCGUCCGCAGAAUACGGCAGCAAAUCAACCCGAUUACUUACAGGCACCGUGGGUACAUCCUGGCACGGCAGUGGGUACCCCAAGAUGCCCGUCUCAUUACAUCUGCUUUGAUGUUGAUUCGUUGUAACUGAGGGGGGGGGGGGGGAUAAAGCUGCGAAUUGCGGUUGUGCGAGUGUGGUGAACGCCUCCGCCGUGGCGGUCACUGCUUGUCCUGUGGCCCAUAUCACGGGCUCGGCUGCUGCGGGCACGACACGCUACCCUGAUGGCGGAAGGGAAUGAGACGCAGUUCCCUCGUGUUUGCUGUUGCUCCGUGCAGCCCCCCAUGAAUAAACGUGGAGCUGUAAUCACCGCAUA
Molecule: messenger RNA, 3878 nt
Organism: Lethenteron reissneri (Far Eastern brook lamprey)
Lineage: Eukaryota; Metazoa; Chordata; Hyperoartia; Petromyzontiformes; Petromyzontidae
Gene: FSD1
Product: fibronectin type III and SPRY domain containing 1
Molecular function (GO): protein binding
Source: RefSeq, a predicted model, not a curated record